This is a messenger RNA of Lepus europaeus (European hare), 1644 nucleotides long. RefSeq names its product aldo-keto reductase family 1 member B10 (gene AKR1B10). Gene Ontology annotation, cellular component: mitochondrion; cytosol. The transcript has 10 exons. The coding region runs from base 80 to 1030 and encodes 316 amino acids. NCBI's taxonomy places the organism in Eukaryota, Metazoa, Chordata, Mammalia, Lagomorpha, Leporidae. Gene Ontology annotation, molecular function: aldose reductase (NADPH) activity. The record is from RefSeq and is a predicted model, not a curated record.
CACACACCCCUGGCAGACAGCCUGCUUAAAAAGGACGGAAGCCGUCCAGCAGCAGGCGAGGACAGACUCCGCACCAGCCAUGGCCACCUUCGUGGAGCUCAGCACCAAAGCCAAAAUGCCCAUUGUGGGCCUGGGCACCUGGAAGUCUCCUCCAGGCCAAGUCAAGGACGCAGUGAAGGCAGCCAUUGACGCCGGCUAUCGCCACAUCGACUGCGCCUACGUCUAUCAGAAUGAGAACGAGGUGGGAGAAGCCAUCCAGGAGAAGAUCAGAGAGAAGGCCGUGAAGCGGGAGGACCUCUUCAUCGUUAGCAAGCUGUGGCCUGCCUUCUUUGAGAGAAAACUGAUGAGGGAAGCCUUUCAGAAGACCCUCACGGAUCUGAAGCUGGAGUAUCUGGACCUGUAUCUCAUUCACUGGCCACAGGGCCUUCAGCCUGGGAAGGAACUAUUCCCCAAAGACGAAAAAGGCAACAUCCUCACCAGUAAACUCACGUUCCUGGAUGCCUGGGUGGCCCUGGAGGAGCUGGUGGAUGAGGGGCUGGUGAAAGCUCUUGGAGUAUCCAACUUCAACCAUUUUCAGAUCGAACAGAUCCUGAACAAGCCUGGGCUGAAACAUAAGCCAGUGACUAACCAGGUCGAGUGUCACCCAUACCUCACGCAAGAGAAACUGAUCCAGUACUGCCACUCCAAGGGCAUCACUGUCACAGCCUACAGUCCCCUGGGCUCUCCAGACAGACCUUGGGCGAAGCCUGAGGACCCUUCCCUGCUGGAGGAUCCCAAGAUUAAGGCGAUUGCUGCAAAGCACAAGAAAACCGCAGCCCAGGUUCUGAUUCGCUUCCAAGUCCAGAGGAAUGUGAUUGUGAUUCCCAAGUCCGUGACACCGGCACGCAUCAUCGAGAACUUUCAGGUCUUUGACUUUAAGCUGAGUGACGAGGAGAUGGCCACCAUCCUCAGCUUCAACAGAAACUGGAGGGCCUGUCACGUGGACUUCAUGUCUCAUGUGGAGGGCUAUCCCUUCCAUGCCGAGUACUGAAGCUGAGUCCCCCGAUGAGGCCACCUGCUGGAUUCUGUCUUCACUCGAGUGUAACUCCACCUGAGUCCUAUGCUGGCCUCACUUCUCUGUAUCUGUUGUAGGCCGGCUCAAGGCAGUGCUGUAGGUUCAAGCAGGCACAGACUGCCAGUGAAGUACGACUAGGAUAAGCAAAUGGUAAACUUUUUUAUCUGAUCUGAUGCUUGUCCAAUGCCAGAAACGCUGCUAAUGCUGAUCAUAUGUACAUAAGAAAAUAAAUAAUCAGGGCCGGCGCCGUGGCUCAGUAGGCUAAUCCUCCGCCUUGCGGCGCCGGCACACCGGGUUCUAGUCCCGGUCGGGGCACCGAUCCUGUCCCGGUUGCCCCUCUUCCAGGCCAGCUCUCUGCUGUGGCCAGGGAGUGCAGUGGAGGAUGGCCCAAGUUCUUGGGCCCUGCACCCCAUGGGAGACCAGGAUAAGCACCUGGCUCCUGCCAUCGGAACAGCGCGGUGCGCCGGCCGCAGCGCGCCUACCGCGACGGCCAUUGGAGGGUGAACCAAUGGCAAAAAGGAAGACCUUUCUCUCUGUCUCCCUCUACUGUCCACUCUGCCUGUCAAAUAAAUAAAUAAAUAAAUAAUCAU